Molecule: messenger RNA, 759 nt
Organism: Chinchilla lanigera (long-tailed chinchilla)
Lineage: Eukaryota; Metazoa; Chordata; Mammalia; Rodentia; Chinchillidae
Product: neutrophil gelatinase-associated lipocalin-like
Exons: 7
Coding region: 1-759 (252 amino acids)
Molecular function (GO): small molecule binding
Source: RefSeq, a predicted model, not a curated record
AUGGCCCUGGGUCUCCUGUGUGUGGGACUCACUCUGCUGGGGGCGCUGCAGAUCCAAGCCCAGGACCAGCCUCAGAACCCGAUCCCAGUGCCAAGUCUAAGCACCCUGCCCUUGCAGGCUGACUUCAAAGAUGACCAGUUCCAGGGGAAGUGGUACGUCAUAGGCAUGGCAGGGAACUCAAUUUUGAAAGGAAGUGGACAAAAUCAUUACAUGUACAGCGAUUCCUACAAGCUGAACGAUGACCACAGCUACAAUGUCAAAACCAGAGCACUCAGGGACCAGGAGUGUACACAACUGGUCAAAACAUUUGUCCCAUAUGUUGAACCUGGCCAGUUUGUCAUGGACAAUAUGACACAUUCACCUGGAUUAGAAAACUACAUCAUGAGGGUGACAGCCACUGACUACAAUCAGUUCGCUGUGAUGUACAUCGAGAGUACAUUUGAACACACGGUGUUUUUCCAGACCAAACUCACAGGGAGAACUAAGGAGUUGAGCUCUGAACUGAAGGAACGAUUUGUCGAAUUUUCAAAAUCUCUGGGUCUCAGUGAUGACAACAUCAUCUUCCUUACAGGCACAGGCAAUGUGGACCUCAAGAGUCCCACAAAUCUGCUCAGGAUCCUUGUACUGAGUAGUGUGGACAGACCAGUCAUUGUAACCAAAAAGCUCCAGCUCCAGUUGGUAGAGAUGGACCAGAGCUUGGAAUGCCUCUGCCCCAACUAUGGCCAUGGCUGCCUUGAGAACCCCCACCCCAAGGCCUAA